AUGGGAGGAGAAGGUGGGUUUGGCAAGGGAGGCUUUGGAGACAAAGGGAAGGGCAAAGGCAAGAAGGGCAAGGGAAAGGGAAAGGGCAAGGGAAAGCAGGAGGAGAAGCAAUGGGUUCCGAUGACCAAGCUGGGACGGCUGGUGAACGACAGCAAGAUCAACAACCUGGAGGAGAUCUACCUGCACUCCCUGCCCAUCAAGGAGCCGGAGAUCAUUGAUCACUUCUACCCUCCUGGAAGCUUGAAGGACGAGGUGCUGAAGAUUCACCCCGUGCAGAAGAUGACCUCCGCCGGUCAGACCAACAGAUUUGUGUGCUACGUCUUGGUGGGCGACACCAACGGCCACAUCGGUCUGGGUUCCAAGUGCGCAAAGGAGGUGGCAACAGCUAUCCGUGGCGGCAUCAUUGCUGCGAAGCUGAACCUGAUCCCGGUCCGACGAGGUUUCUGGGGUAACAGGAUCGGCUUGCCCCACACUGUGCCAAUGAAAGUGCACGGAAAGUGUGGCUCAGUGCGAGCGCGCCUGAUCCCUGCUCCACGCGGCUCCGGCAUCGUAGGCUCUCCAGUCAUGAAGAAGAUGAUGGCUUUCGCCGGCAUCUCUGACUGCUUCACCUGCUCCUGUGGACACACCAGGACGACGGCAAACUUCGCCAAGGCAACGUUCGAGGCGCUGAAGGCCACGUACGGGUACCUCACCCCGGAUCUGUGGACAGCGACGCGCUUCACGAACUCGCCUUUCCAGGAGUUCACCGAUUACCUGGCCCAGUCCAAAAAAGUGGCCACCUACUGA
Messenger RNA from Symbiodinium necroappetens, 786 nucleotides. NCBI's taxonomy places the organism in Eukaryota, Dinophyceae, Suessiales, Symbiodiniaceae. The record is from the annotation of a GenBank genome assembly.